CCGGCUGAUGGGCCGCCUCAGCCAUCUGUAGCAGCUGAGGCUGUAGCAGCUAAGGCUGGGGUACCUGCAGCUGUAGCAGGUGGAGCUGGCGUAGGAGGCAUAGGAGGGUCAGGUGCUGCUGGUGUAGCAGCAGUCGCUGGAGGCCCAGGUGAUUGGGGCCCCGCAAUGGGUGAGGCAGCAGAUGAGGGGGAAUGUAAGGAUGUGGUUGGAUGGAAUGGCGCUGGGGUUGCAGGAGGUACGCAGAUCGGUGAACCGGAGCAAGAGCGAGAGCUGCAGGAGGGCCAGCAGCAGCAGCAGCAGCAGCAGCAGCAGCAGCAGCAGCAGCAGCAGCAUGAGCGGCAGCAGAGGCAACAUGUGGGGUGGGCGGAGUGGCAGAAGAUGGGCAUCCGUUUGCAGGAGCAGUUUCAACAGAAGCUGCUGAGUCAAGCUAAGGAGGGGGAGAAGGACAAGCCUUCUGCAGAGGGCAGUGGAGCGGAAGAGGAAUCACACAGCCAGUGUGUAGCUGCAACUGCAACUGCAGAUAGAUUAACAGCAUUGGAUGGGGCUGUUUGGGUUGCUGAUGUUGUCCCAGACCCUCCUGGUGCCUCCUGUGCGCAUGUUGAAAGCACAGAAGAUGAGGGAUUUGCGUCGGCAAGUGUGAGCAAUGCAGGCCUAAAGCCUGUGGGAACAGAAUCUGUGGGCUCUUCUUUAGACCCAUCAGGUGUAGGUGGAGCGCGAGGUGGUGAUGGGGCUGGCGGUAGUGGCGGCGGCGGCAGAUGGGAAGUGGCUGGAUGGUUCCGCCAGGUGACUGGUUGGGAAGGCGCAGCAAUGCCAUCAGAGCGGCUUGGGAUGCUUAGUACGAACUACCAACACUAGCGACAGCAGCAGCAGUAGGAACUUAGCAUGCUUAGGGGCGCUUGCAUCGCAGAUUAGGGGUUGGCUUGCAACGGCUAGCAGGCUUAGUAGGGGAUUUGAGCAGGUUUUAGCACUGUCACCACAUGAUGACCAUAUAGAUGUUUGCUAAUGUAGCUGGAACAAUGUCCAUGAAUAACGGUUGCUCAUUUUG
Closterium sp. NIES-67 is the source of this 1045-nucleotide messenger RNA. The record is from the annotation of a GenBank genome assembly. NCBI's taxonomy places the organism in Eukaryota, Viridiplantae, Streptophyta, Zygnematophyceae, Desmidiales, Closteriaceae.